Molecule: messenger RNA, 1041 nt
Organism: Paramecium octaurelia
Lineage: Eukaryota; Ciliophora; Oligohymenophorea; Peniculida; Parameciidae
Source: the annotation of a GenBank genome assembly
AUGUAAAAUAGUUUGUCAAGCACUAUCUUUGUGCCUUCAAAAUUGUCAGAACAAUUGAAAUUAACCAAUUAGAAUUUAGAUCAUAUACAAGAACAAAGCCUACUUUUGUUUCAACAAUUUCAAGUUCUAGAAAAUACAAGUUUAAAAUAACAUGCCAUUCUAACAUUAAUGGAUACCUUGCUCUUCUAUAAAUCAACCAAUCCUAUCUUUAACAAAUUGUUUAUCUCACUCAUUACGCUCAUGAAUCAAAUCUUGGACCCUCAAUUAAGUUUCUCAGAUAUCAAACAAUGGUCUUAAUUAGUAAUCUCCAUCACUUAAGUUAUUCAGAGACUCAUUAACAAUUACCUAUUGGUUGGUUAAAAGAGAGACUCGAACAUCUAGGCUUUGAAACUCAAAAUCAAUUCAUCCAAAUAUGACAACUAAAAAUAUUGUUUAUAACUAUAAAAUGAAAAAUUAGAAAAAUGGCAACUCUAUGAGACCAACUCCUUUAUUCAGAAGCACUUCGACACCAAGAAGAUUGAUCCCAAUUUCCUCAAAACCUCCAUUACGAAAUUGGAGGAGGAAGAAAACCAAAUCAACUUGGAGAUUGAGAAACUUAAUGAUGCUUAUUAAUUUUUAAGCAUCGAUUUUCUAGAAUAUUAAAGAAGGUUGCUCAAAAGUUUAAACGAAAUUUUUAAAAUUAUCUCUAAAUUAAAUUCUGAACUCCAAGAUGAAAGGUUGUAUGAAUUCAUACAGGAUUAAAAAAUUGAAUUCUGGAGAACCUACGCUGCUGAAUACAGGGACUUAGUAAAUGAUUGCAGAAGCACUUACUCUUCGAUGCUGGGCACUAUUGAAAGAUUGCAAAUGAGUGUGCAAAAUAAUGAAGAACACAUGAAAUUUUGGAUAGAUGUAUUGAAAUCUCUAAAAGGAUAAAAGUAAUUACUGAACGAGAUCAAAAGCAUUAUGCUCUAUUCAUUACAGUAGUUUCCAUAAGAAAGUGCUGCUGUUCUAAGCCAUUUAGAAAAAGCAGUUUUGUAUUAGGUAAACAAACUAGCAUAGUGA